Camponotus floridanus (Florida carpenter ant) is the source of this 2397-nucleotide messenger RNA. Its product is annotated as dopamine N-acetyltransferase. The transcript is spliced from 3 exons. The record is from RefSeq and is a predicted model, not a curated record. Gene Ontology annotation, molecular function: N-acetyltransferase activity. Bases 268 to 984 code for a protein of 238 amino acids. NCBI's taxonomy places the organism in Eukaryota, Metazoa, Arthropoda, Insecta, Hymenoptera, Formicidae.
UAAUAUCUAAUUUACGCAACAGAGUUUUAGUUUCAGGUAGUAUCAGAUAGCAGAAAGAGGGAAGAAUAUAAGAUUAAUCUUAAUCUUUCAAUUACAUUUGCAUUAAUUUCGUUAAAUUAAUUUAACGAAUUUAUGUAGCACGAUCGACGUGUACGACUGACCUAGUGUAUUCGUCAGUGAAUUGGGUCGAUCAAUAUUAUAUAGGAGGAGGGAAAAAGGGGCGGUUUUCCUAUAUGAGAGGUGACCAUUCUUCUUCACUAAGGGGAGAUGUUCGCCCAGCCGAACUCCCAGUAUAUGUUUCCAGUGCGCGUUGGAAAAUUCGUCCGAGACAUGCCGUCAUCUUCUGGCGAGGAUUGCUUGACUGUUAUGGAGGUACCAGAGAAUCGCUAUGAAGAGGCAAUUCAUCACUUGAGAUGGAAUUUCUUCGCCGAUGAACCACUCAACAAUGCUGUAGGACUCUGCGCGAAGGGGGAAUCCCAACGUGAGCUCGAGCAGCACUGUCUGUUUACCUUGAAACAGGGUUAUUCCAGGAUGUUAGUGAAUUCAAAGGGAGUGAUAGUAGGGAUGGCACUAAACGGCACUUUGAAGAAGGGUGAGCGCGAAGAGGCGGAACGGCGCCUCGCCGAGUUAAAUGACGAAAAAUUCAAAACGAUCUUUGGACUGCUCUAUAAGAUAAACGACAAGAUUGAUCUGUUCACCAAAUACAACGUAGAUGAGUUGUUUGAGUGCCGGAUUCUUAGCGUCGAUGAAAACUACCGUGGCAAGGGUUUGGCCAGCCUUCUUAUGGCCGAUAGCAUAAAAAUUGCCAAAGACGCUGGUUUUAAGGUAUGCAAAGCCGACGCAACCGGCGUAUAUUCACAAAGGGUCUGCCUGAAACAUGGCUUCCAAAUAGAAGCGGAGAUACCGUACGCAGAAUUGGAUAAAUCUAUUAGGCCAGCGCCACCUCAUCAAGCGUUAAAACUGAUGGUGAAAUUGUUAGAUUAAAAAUAAAAAAAAGAAAGUCGCUCUCUCAGUAGAGUUUAAUUAAAUUAAAAGUUAAAUCAUCAACACGAAAGCGCAAAGCGCAAAGUAGAUAUGUGUAUCGUCGUCGUGUCGUGACAAUAACAGCUCUGUUAAUGUAUGUCUCAGUAUCGCGAAUGCGAGAUACGUGAUGCUGUCUCAUAAAAUAUUUACUUUAUUGUUAGCAAAAGAAACAAGGAAACGCGUAGUACAUGUCGAACCAUUUCAAAUGAUAUCCGGUAUUACUGCCCCUCCGUACAUGUUCCGAAAUCAUUAAAGGAAAAAAGAGAAGGAAGAGAACAUCUAAUUUAAUUAAAUUGAAAAAAAUCGAUAUAAUCGAAAAAGUCACGAUUGUCUCGCAAAUCGCAUUUGGACUUUUUGUUUCCGCCAAUCGCUCCAAUCUGGCGAAAAAUCGGAGAUAUACGAAAUAUUUACAGACUCGCUGUUUAAUUCAUAUUUACAUAUUUAACACAUUGAUUGUCAUGCAAUCUGUAUACGAGUAGUAUGUACAUUUUACCACAUAAAAAACUUUUAUUUUUAUAUUAUUAACUCUUUAUUUUAUUAUCGCGCUAGGACUCGUACGUAAAUGUGACGUGAGGAUUUUAGUAAAUAAGCGUGACAGUCAAAGUGUUAGAGCAAACUUAUCAAUAUAAUUAAAUCUAAUUUAAUAGUAAAUACAUAUACAAAAUAAGAAUCUUCUAAAAGGAUUGUUGUUGCUUCUCUCACAAUUUUGAUACCUUUAAAAAGACAAAACAAUUUUACAUUACAUAUUCGGUUCUACACUGAUGAUAUUACAUACGCAUCUUGUAAUUAUUUAUUUUUUCGUAACUAAUUAAAGGAAAAAAUAAAAAGAUCGAAAUGUUAAAAGGGAUCUUACAAAGAUAUUUAAAGCUUGAAAAGAGGAUAUCAAUAAUCGCUCGUGCAGCAAAGUAUUACUCUAAUAAUAGAAAGUAAGAAAAAAAAGAAAGUCGCAAAGAGUCAAACAUUGUUCUAUCUUUAUAUAUGUCGUAAUUCGCCAAUGUCGCCAUGUGAGAAAUGGUCCAUAAAAUAUAUAAGGUCUAGUUAUAUCUUCUUCUUCUCUCUUUCUCUCAUGUAAAAUGCAAUGGUGCAGAUUGUUUUAUAACUUGUAUAUUUACUAUAUUCUAUCGAAAGCGACGAUAUUCGGUCGCAAUUCGAAGUUGUUAUUCUGGAUUAUAAUAAACGGGUCCAUAUAAAUUUUUAAAAAAGUUAUACGAGAAGAGAGGAAAAUAAAAGAUAUUUUUAUCGAUGUCACAUGUUGCAAAAGAAUAUAUAUAUAUAUAAAGUAUAUGCGAGUUAUUUUGUAAGAAUGUCUGCCAAAUGUGAAUUAUAACGCGAUUUAUAAUGAUUUGUAUUGCGUAAUAUGUAUCCUUUAAAGAG